GACUGCAGGAUAGGUAGACUGUAGGACAGGUAGACUGUAGGACAGGUAGACUGCAGGACAGCUCGACUGUAGGACAGGUAGACUGUAGGACAGACAGACUGAAGAACAGGUUGACUGUACAGGUACACUGAAGGACAGGUAGAGGCUUCGUCAGGACGCUCAAACAGCCAGGUGCUGCAGGAUGUCUAACAGCAGGCAGCGGAGCCUGUCCACCUCCGGAGAGUCUCUGUACCAGAUCCUGGGUCUGCAGAAAGGCUGCGGCCAUGACGACAUCAAGAAGUCCUACAGGAAGCUGGCGCUGCGGUUCCACCCCGAUAAGAACCCGGAUAACCCCGAGGCGGCGGAGAAGUUUAAGGAGCUGAACAGCGCCCACUCCGUACUGUCCGACCUCAGCAAGAGGAACAUCUACGACUCGUACGGGUCCCUCGGGCUGUACGUGGCGCAGCAGUUCGGAGAGGACAACGUCAACACCUACUUCAUGCUGUCCACCUGGUGGGCCAAGGGUCUGUUCGUGGUGUGCGGUCUGCUGAGCGGCUGCUACUGCUGCUGCUGCCUCUGCUGCUGCUGUAACUGCUGCUGCGGGAAGCUGAAGCCCCCGGCCAGCGGCGAAGGCGCGGAGCCUGAGUAUGUCUCCCCCGACGACCUGGAGGAGGAGAUCCGCAACGACCCCGACAACGACGUAGAAACUCCGAUCCUUCAGCAGCCCACCAACGCUGGCGAGAAAACCCAGCUGAUCUCUGACGGACAUCGCAGAUAUGGAGACACCUACACAUGAAACAGGAAACAGGAAGUGCAUCUGAACACAUAAUCUGCACUAACGGCAGCAAUACAUUUAAUAUCUAAAUAAAGUCUUUCAGUUGCAGUGCACCUUCACUUUGAGUCUUUGAGUUUAUAUUCAUUUAUUGUACUUUUUAUGGAGGAAAAGCAUGUGAAUUAUGAAGUGAUUGAAACAGAGCCAUUGUCUCACUCAUCAAUUAUCAAACCAUUUAAAAUAAUAAUUGAUAUGGCUUUCAAAUAACUGAAGGGUUUAGUGUGUGUGAAAUGAAAACCAGAGACAAACGUUUCAUUUAUUUCAUGAAAUGAUCUGACAUUUUAUUUUAUUGUCUGAGAAACUACUGGCUCACUGUUCGCUGCGAGUCAAAUUGAGAUCCCAAUUUCACAGAUCUCAGUCAGAGCGUGCCGGAGCGAUCCGGGGCUUCUGGAGGGAGGCGAGAUAAAGAUCGACACAACAUGUUAUUCUCAAGAACUCCAGGAUCAUUUAUGCUGGAGCCCGGUAACCAACAGAAGUAGGUUAGCUUUAUUGUCCCCAGGGUGCACAGCACUGUAAAUGACCACAAUAUACAUACACGAUAUAAACAACAACAACAACAACAACAACAACACAGACAACAACAGUCUGCGACACACAUGGUAGUCUCACUCAGCGAGGCCUUCAUCAUAGAACCUUUACCUGCGGUACUAGACUGUUUCUUAAGUUGUGGUCUCCAGCUUCUGCUCAGAUCAGCCUCCCUGCUUCAACCCUCAGGCUAAACGGCAGGAUUCCUUCCGUGUGUUUCUAUAUUAAAGAUUAUUAUUAGUCAUAUAUACAGAUUCAAACUCAAUAUUAAUAUGUUUUGUAAACUAUAGUGAUCUUUGUUGUUGUUUGUGUUGAUGUAAAUAAUGCUUUGGUUUUGUUGGUGAUGUUUGUGUGUACACUGGUCAGUCUGGGAAAUAAAUAUGUGAUAAAGA
Eleginops maclovinus (Patagonian blennie) is the source of this 1728-nucleotide messenger RNA. RefSeq names its product dnaJ homolog subfamily C member 5B-like. The record is from RefSeq and is a predicted model, not a curated record. The transcript is spliced from 5 exons. The coding region runs from base 182 to 775 and encodes 197 amino acids. NCBI's taxonomy places the organism in Eukaryota, Metazoa, Chordata, Actinopteri, Perciformes, Eleginopidae.